Messenger RNA from Cherax quadricarinatus, 1680 nucleotides. Lineage: Eukaryota; Metazoa; Arthropoda; Malacostraca; Decapoda; Parastacidae. The record is from RefSeq and is a predicted model, not a curated record.
ACAGGUGUGGGUGAUGCACUCUGGCACCAAGCGGGUGUACAGGAUUGUGGACGUGGCCACAGCUGGUGCAGAUAUAAUAAGUUUCAAGACAGAGAACCAUCUGACAGGCAGGAAGUACUACUGUACAGUACACCACUACUUCAAGAGUACCUACAAGUACUAUCUCCGCUAUCCAUCCUUCAACUGUAUCCAAGUAGCACCUAAGAGUAGGAACACCUAUCUUCCUAUGGAGGUGUGCAUGUUAGUGGAGGGUCAGCGUAUGAGAGGUAAGCUACUGCAGGAGGACAGAGAAGAGGCAGAAAGUUGUCAGUUUACGUCAGUACCUCCACAAGAGAGACUUAGACACAUCACCAACUUCAUGAACUUGGUUCAUGCUUACAACACUCCCAUCCUCAGAGACCUCAACUGUACUCUCGCUCAAGAGCCUAUGGUAGUGCGAGCGAGGGUGCUGCCACCACCGUACCUGAUAACAAGGCAUGAGGGGCAGCCUACAGCAGGCACCUGGUACAACCAGAAACUGUUCCAACCAGUCCACCUACGUACCUGGGGCAUCCUGCAGUAUGACAUGGAAGGUGUAUGUAGAACUAAACGCAACGACUUCACCAUACCAUUCGUGAAUGGCAUGAUUGAGAUGGGGAGAAAGCUUGGAAUGAAGAUAGAUGAACCGUGCAUACAGAUAAUGAGGAAGGAUCCAUUACCUGUUGUGGAACUCUUUCAACUUCAGAUGCUGUUCCCUGGCAUCCAGAUCGCUGUCAUCAUCCUCAGGCCUGAGCUCAAAGACCUUUAUGAACAAAUGAAAUGGACAGGCAACGUGGAGGUCAAAUUGUUGACGCAGUGUGUGGUCCGCCCCACAUACCGUGACAAUGUUACUGAGACUGUACUUCGCAACCUUAUGUAUCAGAUUAAUGCCAAGUGUGGAGGCACUAAUGUUGCAGUCAACUGGAACUCUAUACAGCCUGAGAAAGCUGUAGCCCACAUACCAUUCGUGAAUGGCAUGAUUGAGAUGGGGAGAAAGCUUGGAAUGAAGAUAGAUGAACCGUGCAUACAGAUAAUGAGGAAGGAUCCAUUACCUGUUGUGGAACUCUUUCAACUUCAGAUGCUGUUCCCUGGCAUCCAGAUCGCUGUCAUCAUCCUCAGGCCUGAGCUCAAAGACCUUUAUGGUCAGUAUUCAUCAGUUCAACUGAUGGUGGAUUACUACCGAAAUACAAGAAAGCAGAAGCCACAGCGGAUCAUAAUGUUCCGGGAGAACAUACCGUGGGACAACUUGAGGAGAGUGUCAUGCAAGGAGGUGCGGGCUCUGCAACGCGCCUGUGUUGAUAUUGAACCUGGUGGUAACUACAGGCCUGGCAUCACUUAUAUUGUCGCACAGAAGAGCCAUAACACAAGGUUCUUCUGGGAAGAGAAGGAAGGUGAAGGUGAGGUGUCCAACGUGCCUCCAGGAACUGUUGUUGAUACUCACAUUACUCACCACAAGUACAGGGAGUUCUACCUCACUUCUCACCCUCCGAAUGAGGCUAGUACUAGCAGACCUACUCACUACCAAGUGAUGUAUGACGACAACAACCUCACCAUGGACCAGCUGGAGACCCUCACCCACGCUAUGUGUCACCUUGACGCUCGCUUUCCUCACUCUGUUUCCAUGCCCAUGCCUUCUACUUAUGCCCGCCUUGCUGCUGAGAG